AUGAUGAACCAAUUAAUAAGAUUAAAAUUGACAUCAUUAGACUUUGAAAGAGCAGGUCUAAGCAUUAUAAGUUAUUAUCUAAGGUUAUAUUCCAUUGAAUUAAUAUUAUCGAACAAUGAAGGGGAGCGAUCUAGAGAAUUGACCGAAUUAGCUACCUCAUUAUUGGAUCAAGUGGAAAUUUUCAAAAAUGAGACCAAGAGAUGGGAUGAUGAUGCUGAUGAUGAGAAGAAGCAUGAGCAAGAGAAUCCUUUGUAUGUUCUGAUACAUGAUCAACAAAAGGCUAAAGUUUAUGUUUUGAAUUUUACAAUGUCAUUAUAUAAUGAAAAAUUGAAAGAAAUACAGGCACAAAACGGAUCUGGUAAUAGUACUACAGCUACUACUAGUAGUAGUAAUAAUAAUGAUUUGAAACGUGGUUUAUGGUGCUGUAUAGAUUUAUUUUCAUGUGUUUUACAUCUCUGGAAGCAAGAAUUGAGUGAAGAUGUCUGUGUUGCCCUAAGGAAAAGAAUUAAAUAUUGUAAAGUUUGUCUUAACAAUAUGAAACAAUUGGAUUAUUCAGAUUUUGUUGAGGAUGAGGAGGAGACGAAGGAUAAGGUGACGGAUGAUGAUAUUGAUAAAUUAUUGACAGAGUUAAAAGCACAAGAGGAGGUGGAGGAGGAGAAUCUGCGAGCAAGUAAUGAUGAAACCAAGUUGGAAGAUGAUAAGAAGGAUAUCAAUUUACAAGAGGAAAAAGAUGGUGAGGUCAGUCCUGAAGAUGAUAACGGUUUUGCGGUAAAAAAAGAUGAUGCGAAGCCACCCGUUCAUGGAGAAGAAGAUGAGGAAACUCAUUUACAAGCGCAAAAUGCUAAGACAGCAAACUUGCCAGAGGAUGCCAAAAAGGCAAAUGUAAAAGAAGAAGAAGAAGAUGUUAAUCAAGACUUGAAAAAUGAAAGCAUCCCAUCAUUUAUAGAUUCUGAUGAUAGCGAUGAACAUUAUCAAGAUACAUCUGAGUCUCCAGAAGAAUUGAAAAGGGAGGCAAAGAAGAAACAAGUCACUAGUGCUGUUCCUUCCAAAUCUUACUCUCAAGCGGAGUUGAAUAAGAUGAUGGAUUCCUCUGCAAAGAUUGAACAAGUGCAGAGAUUGGCCAAAUAUGCGAUAAGUGCUUUAAAUUAUGAAGACAUCCCCACCGCUAAGGAUGAGUUAAUAAAGGCACUUGAUUUAUUAAAUACUCUGUAG
Messenger RNA from Naumovozyma dairenensis CBS 421, 1212 nucleotides. RefSeq names its product Vta1p (gene VTA1). The coding region runs from base 1 to 1212 and encodes 403 amino acids. NCBI's taxonomy places the organism in Eukaryota, Fungi, Ascomycota, Saccharomycetes, Saccharomycetales, Saccharomycetaceae. The transcript has a single exon. Gene Ontology annotation, biological process: late endosome to vacuole transport via multivesicular body sorting pathway. Gene Ontology annotation, cellular component: multivesicular body. The record is from RefSeq and is a predicted model, not a curated record.